AUUUCCACACCCGCGAGGGAAAAAAAAUUCACCUCGAUGAAAAUCCUCAGGUAGUCGUGUCCCAUAGCAAGAGAAUGCACACCAUCUCCACCUACAAAUCACCAUGGCAAGCUCCAACCUGACACGCCCACACCUCCCGCAAUCCGUCUCGGAACUCAGUAUCCACGCCAACGCCGUCCCCCGACCCAGCACCCCAAAAUCCCUCGCCCAACUCAGUCCCAACGGCCCCCUACCCGUCUUCCGCCUCAGCGGCCUCGUCGCCCUCAUCACCGGCGGCGCUGGCAAGAUAGGCCACGAAACGGCCCGUCGUCUGCUCCGCGAGGGCGCCAACGUCUGCCUCGUAGACAUCAGUGCCGAGGCGCUGCGGGCCGUUGUUGAAGACCUGAAGAACUUGCUGCAGACGGGGCAGGCGGUGCGGUCGCGGAUCCUGACCAUUGUGGCCGAUGUGACGGUGGAGCAGGCCGUGGAGGAGGCCAUGCGGAAGACGGUGGCUGCGUUCGGGAGGCUGGAUACGGCGUUCCUGGGCGCCGGGGUACCGUAUGCGUCACAUGUGCCCAAGAGCAUAUUCGAGACGACGGAGGAGGAUUAUGAGAAGAUCAUGCCGUUGAAUGUCAAGUCUGCCUUCUUGGGCCUAAAACACGCAGCUCUCGUAAUGCGCGAGCUGGGCCACGGCGGCUCCAUCAUCCUCGCCUCCUCGAUAGUAGGACUCCGGGGCAGUCCCGGUUACGUCCUCGACGCUACCUCCAAAGCCGCUCUGAACGGCCUCGCUGCCACAGCUGCCAAUGAGCUGGGCCCGUACGGAAUCAGGGUCAACACCAUCCAUCCCAGUGGCCUGGCUAGUACCAUUUCCGAAACGGUGGAGACGCAGGAGGAGUUGGAGAGUAUGAAGAAUGCUAUUCCUUUGGGGAGAUUUGCACGAGUCGACGAUAUCGCCAGCGUGGUGGCUUUUCUGGCGAGCGAGGAUUCAAAAUUUAUGACUGGAGGUGAUUUGAAGGUCGACGGGGGAAUCUUGAGCGGUUGAGGAGCUGUGAAGGGUUGGGAGCAGAGCUGAAAGGGAGCGGGUAUCAUGGUUAUGGGCCCCAAGAAAGCGAAGCACAUGGGAUCCCGUUUGAGAGACAUUCAGGAAGCACCCCAGGUUCGCCCGGACUCAGAAGAUCCACCAAUCGAGUGCAAAUGUUGAUCGGGAAAUGUAAAACGAAGAAUCACUGGAGAGUUCGCACAUAGGGAAUCGAUGACUGAAGGAAGGGUCGUACAUGAGCAUCAGACUAACUUCGUUUAGCUCUCUUCUUAAUGAUAUCCGACGCCU
Westerdykella ornata is the source of this 1306-nucleotide messenger RNA. RefSeq names its product NAD(P)-binding protein. NCBI's taxonomy places the organism in Eukaryota, Fungi, Ascomycota, Dothideomycetes, Pleosporales, Sporormiaceae. Bases 104 to 1021 code for a protein of 305 amino acids. The record is from RefSeq and is a predicted model, not a curated record. The transcript is spliced from 2 exons.